AUGGAGGAGUUGAAGGAAAAGUAUCCGAACUAUGAAGAAAUGGAUAUAGACACCAUAGACAACGAACUAUCAUUUCUCAAUAGGAAUCUCGAGGAAAGUGAAACUAUCGAGGAGACCCAGGAUAUUAACGAGGAAAUUAAUUACAUACAGGAACUGAGGAGGAGAAAAAUAUUGACUGAAGACCUUACGAGAGAGCAAUUAGCUGAGAAAUUCCCUGACCUAUCUAAUCUAUCAUACAAUGAUCUAAUGGAUAGGGGAGACAGACUGUUAAAUGAAUUAAUACUAUCCAGUUUGGACGAAGAAGAUUUCAAAGAAAAGUCGGAAGAACUGAGGUACGUCAGAAUGCUAUCAAAUGAUUACCAAAGAGAGUCAAACUUAAAUAGACUUCUCAACUUAAGAGACAAAGUGAAAAAGAGGGAUCUCAUUAAACGGGAUGAUCGUAGGAGACUGCAGAGGCUUAAGUUAUGGGCAAGGGAGAAUGCAGGCAUCUUAUCAGCUGUUCUAAUUUCCUCAUCAGCUGUAAUCAUAGGACUGGUAGCAUCAACUAGAAACAUAUUGUGGAAAGUAGGUGACACAACAGGAAAGCUUGAUAAGAAGAUCAGUCAGCUGGUAAACAACCAAGUGCAACUACCACCCGUAUUCCAGAAGAUAGCUGAUGGAGUAGAGUUAGCAGCGGAUAAUAUAUGGAUAGUCAUUGUAUGUGCCGUAGUAGUUCUACUGUAUGAAUAUAACUAA
Molecule: messenger RNA, 735 nt
Organism: Paramuricea clavata
Lineage: Eukaryota; Metazoa; Cnidaria; Anthozoa; Malacalcyonacea; Plexauridae
Source: the annotation of a GenBank genome assembly